This is a messenger RNA of Lasiodiplodia theobromae, 3687 nucleotides long. RefSeq lists its product as uncharacterized. Lineage: Eukaryota; Fungi; Ascomycota; Dothideomycetes; Botryosphaeriales; Botryosphaeriaceae. The transcript is spliced from 9 exons. The record is from RefSeq and is a predicted model, not a curated record. The coding region runs from base 1 to 3687 and encodes 1228 amino acids.
AUGCCGACGUACAAAAACAUCACAGUCUCCCUCCGCUCCUCAGCGCAGGAGACGGCGCCGCUGCUCGAGUUCCCGCCGCCGCCGCACCUGCCGGGCGUGCGCAUCGAGGACACACAGAGCUCGACGGCCACCGUCUACGUGCUCGCGUCGCCGGGCCUCACCUUCUGGAUCGCGUACCACGUCAAGCCGCCGGCGCUGAUCAUGGACGACCAGCCGGUCGACGUCAAGUACUUUCUGUUCAAGCUGUACAUGGAGGGCCGCCACGUCGUCACGUGGGCGGUCGGUGAGGAGGAUGAGUGGAAGGGGAAGACGAUGUUCGGGCUGUUUGAGAAUCAGGCGUGGAGGGGUGGCGUGGAGAAGAGGGCGUUUACGUUCGCUACGGGGAAGGAGAGUGGCAUGGGGGAUGUGGAUGUGGACGUCGAAAAGGAUCAUGAGGAGAGAUUCAUGGAGAUUAAGGUCUUUCGGGCGAGCGCGAGGAAGAGAGUUCAAAGGAAGACACCGGAGCUGAUGGAGACGGAGGUGGGGAAGGAGGGUGCGGGAGGCAUCAACCUCGUCAAUGCCGGACGCCUCAAGAAGGAGAAUCCGAAGCGCUACUACGAGUUUGCGCUCCUCGACAGCCUGAAGGAGCCGUUCGCGAAGUUUCGGUACUAUUACCGGUCUGUCGACCAGCUCGAGACCCUGGGCGUUAUUAUUAGAGCGCCGCAUUCGGAAACCAGCGAUGAAGCUAUUACAGACAGCGGCAACGGGUUCCAAGAUCUAGACCUCUCUUUCUUGAGCAGGAACGGUACAGAUACGCCUCCAACUGUCACAGAUCAACCCACCACACCUUUGUCCCAUGGAUCUCCGGACACGAUAGUGCCGGAAAAGCCCAGUGCGGCUGUGUCAUCUAGCGAUACCGAGCUUGAUCGUCCGAGUUCCGGUGGCGAGGUUGCUGAUCUGCUGAGCCAUGUGGGCUUCUCUACCGAAGCCGAGCCGCCGCGCUCGCCAGAUGCAUCUGCAGCUGUUCUGCCGAAAUAUGGUCUAUCGUCUCCCUGGAGCCCUCCGAAGAGUUCGAGGAUUGCGAUGCGGAACUCGGGGGUGGUCCCGAUGACGAUGCCGGACAGCCCGACGAAGGGUUCGGUGGCUGACGUAGCGUUGGUGGGAGCUUUGACUGGGCAGGACUGGCUCAAGCACACGCCCAGCCCCGACCGGAACUUGUACAGGGAGUUCGACUCGCCUGCGCCAGCCGCCUAUGCAGCUGCCGCGGCACUGCUUACCGGCCUCGUCGCGGCUUCGUCGCUGACCCCGCCCGUGUUGCCCCUCACAGUGCGCACGCCGUACAUGAGCACCUGGUUAAACGAUGCCAGGGAAGAGCCGUGGAGCAGAUGGCCCAUGUUCUGGACCGGCGACGAGAUCGGAUUCUCGCUACUCGCCGCCGUGCCGGAGACGCACACCGUCUACCCGCUGCUGGGUCGCCCGCAAGAUUCGCUGGCCCCGAGUGGGCGCGGAGAGGGGUACAACGUUUCGCGCGCCAUCUACAAGGGCGCCAAGUACGACGCGUCGACGACCAACUUGACCUACGCUAUCCCGGCGCCGAACCACGAGGAUGAGCCGGUCGAGCUGGUGCUGUCGUUCCUCUCGCCCAUUACCCCGACAUCGACCCUCCGCCAGUCCAUCCCAGCUUCGUACAUCUCGGUACAUGUCUCCGGAACAUUCAACAUCGAUGUGUACAUCGAUGUGAACGGACAAUGGGUCAGCGGACACCGCGAGGCCCGCAUCGUGUGGGACUUUGAGCACAACGCCCUCGAUGACAAGCACCGCCUGAAGACGUUCAAGGUCACUCGCGAAGAGGAGCUGCUCUUUACUGAGAACCGCGGUGGCGGCAAUGCUCAGGCUGAGUGGGGUUCCCUGUACUUCACCGCGCCUUCGGAUGUUCGCCACGAGUGCGGUACUUCUGCCAUCCUUCGCCAGCGCUUCUCUGCCACCGGAACGCUGGAGAACGAGGUUGACAGUGCAUUCCGUAGCAUCAUGGACGAGGAGCCUGUCUUCGCUUUCGCCAAGUCGUUUAAGCUUUCCGGAAACAGCUCCAAGUCGUCCAGUGACAGCGUUUUGUUCACUUUGGCUCACAUCCAGGACCCUGUCGUUCAGUUUGCCUCAGCACGGGGCCUGACGUACAUGCGUCCUCUCUGGAAGUCGUGGUUCGCCGAUGUGGAGGAGCUGCUUACCUACCACUACCUCGACUUCCACAACGCCAAAACUCUCGCUUCCGACUACUCGGAGCAGCUCGCCGUUGAUGCCUGGCAGUCUGGUUCCGACAACUAUGUUGACAUUGUCGCUCUCAGCGCUCGUCAGGUUAUGGGUGCCACCAGCUUCUCCGGUACCGCCGAAGAGCCCCUCAUCUUCCUCAAGGAGAUUUCUUCGAACGGUAACUCGCAAACUGUGGACGUCAUCUUCCCGGCUUGGCCCUUCUUCCUGUACACGAACCCCCGCUGGGGCGCGUGGCUGCUCGAGCCGCUCAUCGAGCACAUGAACAGCGGGCAAUACCCCAACACCUACUCGAUGCAUGACCUUGGAGCGCACUUCCCCAACUUGACCGGCCACGCCGAUGGCAACGACGAGUACAUGCCGGUCGAGGAGUGCGGAGACAUGCUCAUCAUGGGUCUGUCUCUGGUCAAUUCGCUCACUUACGGCGCUGGCGAGAAGUCUCAGUCGCUCUGGUCCACUAUGGGUAGCCCAGACUACGACGAGGAGGCCGAGAACCCAUUCGCGCUCCUUACCAGCGAAUUCGAGGGUAUUGAUAACAUUGACCACACCUGGGGCGGCAUGACCAAGGGUGCCAAGCAGGCGCAGAAGUGGCUCAGCAAGAGCUACAAGCUGUGGAGGCAGUGGAGCGGCUACUUGGUUGAGUUCAGCUUGGAGCCGCACAACCAGCUCUCCACCGACGAUUUUGCUGGUUGGUUGGCGCUUCACAGCAACCUUGCUCUCAAGGGAAUUGUUGGUAUCAAGGCCAUGAGCGAGCUUGCGGCUACCAUGGGUUAUGAUGAUGAUGUCAAGUACUACCAGAACGUCUCGGAUGUCUACAUUGAGAAGUGGCAAGAAUAUGCCAUUUCGCGUGACGGCACCCACGCCAAGCUGGCUUACGACUGGUACGGAAGCUGGACGACCAUCUAUUCUCUCUAUGCCGACUCCCUCCUGUGCUUCCACCCCACCAUCACCAACACCAGCUCCGAGGCCGUCGAAGACGAGGACAUUGUCGCCUCCCACCACCAACAGAAGGGUGGCUCGCAAGCGCCCCUCCAGCCGGACAUCCGCCACCCGCUCCCGGGCACCCGCAAGCCCAUCACCAAGGACUUCAUCCCGCACUCGGUCUACGUGAUCCAGUCCAAGUGGUACGCGGCGGUGAUGCAGAAGUACGGCCUGCCGCUCGACUCGCGCCACUUGUACACCAAGUCGGACUGGGAGUUCGAGGCGGCGGCCGUCACGUCGGAGAAGGUGCGCGCCGACAUCCUCGACCGCGUCGCCACGUGGAUCAACGAGACUGUCACCGACCGCGCCUUCACCGACCUGUACAACACCGAGGGCGACGGCGGCUUCCCCAACCCCUUCUUCUUCGCUAGGCCUGUUGUUGGUGGCCACUUCGCCUUCUUGGCGCUCGAGAGGGCGUGCGGUGGGACGGCUAUGAACCCUUUCCUCGCGUGGGCGGAGUAA